AGCGCGUUUGGCAUUUGGAGAGAGAAAGAAGAAACAAAGUUGCAAAAAUGUGGAGGCGCGUGGUGUGUUGUUCCUCCUCGGCCCUAGCGUCAUACCGAUCCUCUCCGUCUCUCAAUCUCCACCGUCGAUUUCUAAUCUCUUCCGCAUCCUCUCCUUCCACUCCGCCGCCGUUCCAGCGAUCCCCCAAUCUCUCCGCCUCCGGUUUGAAGAAGAAGGUUGAGGAUAUCAUGCCCAUUGCUACUGGUCACGAGCGCGAGGAGCUUCAGGCUGAGCUUGAGGGCAGGGACAUUCUUGAGAUCAAUCAUCCAGUCGGCCCUUUCGGUACCAAGGAAGCACCUGCUGUAGUCAAGUCGUACUACGACAAAAGAAUAGUUGGAUGCCCCGGUGUUGAAGGAGAGGGUGAGCACGAUGUUGUGUGGUUCUGGCUGGAGAAAGGCAAGCCACAUGAAUGCCCAGUCUGUUCCCAAUAUUUCAAGCUGGAAGUAGUUGGCCCAGGAGGUCCUCAUUGAUAUAGCUGACAAGUAUUUUGCGGAAAUAAGAUUGAAAUGAUGAGGAGGCAGUCUGUUAUACUGUGUAGCUUAAUAAUUCUUCUUUUUUGGUGAACAGCAAUCCUUAGUCUUUCAGGGAUUGCCCAGCUGAUGUUUGAGUCGGCGAUAAUUUUGGUUCCAAGAAAUGCUCAUUAGCUAGGUUCUUGCUAGCCUAGUUUUAAAGAUCAAAUCAUCAAAUUAAAUGACAACUUUUUUUCUGGCUUUCGCUGAAAAUUGAUGUCCUAAUGUGCUGCUACCAGUUUGUUUAAUGUGUUUUUUCCAUGUGUUAAAAGUUAAAACAAAUAAGAAUUGAUCUGAAAGUUGUUACAGCCAAUUAAAUUUGACGCAUUACUUGUUGGUUAUAUGGUUACAAAAUAGUCCAGCGUUGUAUCCCUGAACCAUACGAGCCUGGAAACAAUGCUUCUAAACUUUUGUUAUAGGACAACAAAGACCAAUAAUUGUUGGAGUAUAUUCCUAGAAGCUGCGGCAAAUGACAUUGGAAUCAUCUACUGCAUGUUUGUCUUAGCUUGUGUGAUCAUAUUCUUGGUAAAUUGA
Molecule: messenger RNA, 1082 nt
Organism: Fragaria vesca subsp. vesca
Lineage: Eukaryota; Viridiplantae; Streptophyta; Magnoliopsida; Rosales; Rosaceae
Product: cytochrome c oxidase subunit 5b-2, mitochondrial-like
Exons: 6
Coding region: 48-509 (153 amino acids)
Biological process (GO): mitochondrial electron transport, cytochrome c to oxygen
Cellular component (GO): cytoplasm; nucleus; mitochondrial envelope
Source: RefSeq, a predicted model, not a curated record